AUGCCGGUGCCAAUCCGCUUUCGCAGUCGACGAGUUGGAGCUGCGCAAGAACCACCAAGAGCUGCCCGCAAAGACAUGACUACAUGCAGUGUGACCAGCACACCAGCGCGGUUCGCCCGCUGCCUAGCUAACUUCCAGGUGGACGAGCUGCUGCUGCUGAAGAAGUCCGUGAUGAGUAUGGAGUCGCUGGAUAAGAACGAUAGUCUCCCGCCGACUACUGAAUGCCCACACAUGACGCCGGAUGGAUCGCCGCUGCCAGAGCGAAUGGCCUUGAUGGCCGCAGAUCGGGGUGAGCACGACACAACUGGCUCCCAUGGUCCCUGGCACUCCCAUCCACACGCGCCGACUUCCUGGAUCGAGGAGAAGCCCUCAAAGUUGCAGACCCUCUUCCAGAUCAGCAUUACGGCCCUGGCCUUUCUCUCCUUCGGCGGCUAUCUACUCUGCCUAAUCGUGCAGGCCAUCAAGAGCAAGGGCACCACCUACUUCCACCCGGUGGCCACGGCCACCACCAGCUCAUCCACAGGCAAUGUGAAACGCAUCAAGAUAUACCGCCGCAGCAAGCGCAGCUCCGUGCGCCACGAUAGCGAUCUGCCGACUCUGCUGCAGCAGGACUACGCCUCCUACAUGAAAUCUUUGCGAGAUCGCGGCUGGGGCAUGCUUACCUAGUG
Messenger RNA from Drosophila mauritiana, 668 nucleotides. RefSeq lists its product as uncharacterized. The transcript is spliced from 3 exons. Lineage: Eukaryota; Metazoa; Arthropoda; Insecta; Diptera; Drosophilidae. The record is from RefSeq and is a predicted model, not a curated record. Bases 1 to 666 code for a protein of 221 amino acids.